AGUGUCAUUGGGAAUACAGAAUGUAUGUAAUGUAAUGGCGAAUAAUAAUAAGAAAGUAGAGAAAUUAGCAUCAAUAGAUGCACAAUUAAGGCUAUUAGCACCUGGGAAAGUAUCAGAAGAUGAUAAACUUAUUGAAUAUGAUGCUUUGCUUUUGGACAAGUUUCUUGAUAUUCUUCAGAAUUUACAUGGAGAAGCUCUUAGAGAAACUGUCCAAGAAUGCUAUGAGCUUUCUGCCGAGUAUGAAGGGAAGAAUGACCCAAAGAAACUGGAUGAGCUUGGAAAUGUGCUGACGAGUUUAGACGCUGGGGAUUCCAUUGUCAUUGCAAAAGCUUUCAGUAACAUGCUUAACUUGGCUAAUCUGGCAGAAGAGGUUCAGAUUGCUCAUCGUAGAAGGAUCAAAGCCAAGACUGGUGAUUUUGGUGAUGAGGCUAUGGCAACAACUGAAUCUGAUAUCGAGGAAACCCUUCAAAGACUUGUGACUAAGCUUAAGAAAUCCCCUCAAGAAGUUUUUGAUGCAUUGAAGAGUCAAACGGUUGAUUUGGUCUUCACUGCUCAUCCGACUCAAGCUGUUCGCAGAUCAUUGCUCCAAAAGCAUGGAAGGAUUCGAGACUAUUUGGCUCAGUUAUAUGUCAAAGACAUCAGUCCUGAUGAGAAACAGGAACUCGAUGAGGCUUUGUCACGGGAAAUUCAAGCUGCUUUCCGCACAGAUGAGAUCCGUAGAAGUCCUCCAACCCCACAAGAUGAAAUGAGGGCUGGAAUGAGCUACUUUUAUGAAACAAUAUGGAAAGGUGUUCCUAAAUUUUUGCGUCGUGUUGACACGGCCCUUAAGAACAUUGGGAUUAAUGAACGUGUUCCAUACAAUGCACCUGUUAUACAAUUCUCUUCAUGGAUGGGUGGUGAUCGUGAUGGUAAUCCAAGAGUAACUCCUGAGGUCACAAGGGAUGUUUGCUUACUUGCCAGAAUGAUGGCUGCAAAUAUGUACUUUUCCCAGAUUGAGGAUCUAAUGUUUGAGUUGUCCAUGUGGCGAUGUAGUGAUGAACUUCGUGUUCGAGCAGAAGAACUCUAUAGAUCAGCAAGGAGAGAUGUUAAACACUACAUUGAGUUCUGGAAACAGGUUCCUCCCACUGAACCUUAUCGAGUUGUCCUUGGUGAUGUGAGAGACAAGUUAUAUAAUACGCGUGAACGCUCCCGUCAUUUAUUAGCCCAUGGGAUUUCGGACAUACCAGAAGAGUCCGCUUAUACCCAUGUUGAACAGUUUUUGGAGCCUCUUGAAUUAUGCUACAGAUCGCUAUGUACGUGUGGUGACCAUGUGAUUGCUGAUGGAACUCUUCUUGAUUUUUUAAGGCAAGUGUCUACAUUCGGGCUCUCACUUGUGAGACUUGAUAUACGUCAAGAAUCUGAACGCCACACAGAUGUCCUUGAUACCAUUACUCAACAUUUGGAAAUUGGUUCAUAUCGGGAGUGGUCUGAAGACAAGCGUCAAGAAUGGCUUCUAGAAGAACUAAGUGGAAAACGUCCUCUUUUCGGUCCUGAUCUUCCUCAAACUGAGGAAAUUGCAGAUGUAUUGGAUACGUUCCAUGUGUUAGCAGAACUCCCAUCUGACUGCUUUGGUGCUUACAUUAUCUCAAUGGCUACAUCACCUUCUGAUGUUCUUGCAGUUGAGCUUCUUCAGCGGGAAUGCCAUGUAAUAAAACCUUUAAGAGUGGUUCCCCUCUUUGAGAAACUCACAGAUCUUGAUGCAGCCCCUGCAGCCAUGUCUCGUCUCUUCUCAAUCGACUGGUAUAGAAAUAGGAUUAAUGGUAAGCAAGAAGUGAUGAUUGGAUACUCUGAUUCAGGAAAAGACGCAGGAAGGCUCUCGGCUGCAUGGCAACUUUACAAGGCUCAAGAAGACCUUGUAAAUGUUUCGAAAAAGUAUGGGGUUAAGCUCACAAUGUUCCAUGGACGUGGUGGGACAGUUGGGAGAGGAGGUGGCCCGACCCAUCUUGCUAUACUUUCCCAACCACCUGAAACCAUCCAUGGGUCCCUCCGGGUCACUAUUCAAGGUGAAGUUAUAGAACAGUCAUUUGGUGAGGAACAUUUGUGUUUCAGAACACUUCAGAGGUUUUGUGCAGCCACUCUUGAGCAUGGGAUGAAUCCCCCCAUCUCACCUCUACCUGAGUGGCGUCAACUUAUGGACAAUCUUGCAACCUUUUCAACUGAAGAAUAUCGUUCUAUCGUAUUCAAGGAACCACGCUUUGUUGAAUAUUUCCGGCUUGCUACACCUGAAUUGGAGUAUGGGCGGAUGAAUAUUGGGAGCCGCCCAUCCAAAAGGAAGCCAAGCGGAGGCAUAGAAUCACUCAGAGCUAUUCCAUGGAUCUUUGCCUGGACUCAAACGAGAUUCCAUCUCCCUGUUUGGCUCGGUUUUGGUGGUGCAUUCAAGAAAGUCAUAGAAAAAGAUGCCAAGAGUCUGUUGAUGUUGCAGGAUAUGUACAAAACAUGGCCUUUCUUUAGGGUCGCUAUUGAUCUGGUCGAAAUGGUGUUUGCCAAGGGAGAUCCUGGUAUUGCUGCUUUAAACGACAAGCUGCUUGUUUCUAAUGAUUUGUUAAAAUUCGGAGAAUCCUUACGGGAUAACUAUUCUCAAACCAAGAAUUUCCUCCUUCAGAUUGCUGGACAUAAGGAUCUUCUUGAAGGUGAUCCUUACUUGAAACAAAGGCUCAAGCUGCGCGAUUCAUACAUCACGACCUUGAAUGUAUGCCAGGCUUACACCCUCAAACGGAUUCGUGAUCCCACCUACCACGUGAAGUUGAGACCUCAUAUCUCAAAGGACGACCCUGAGCCAAGUAAACCCGCCGAUGAACUUAUCAAGCUGAAUCCUACAAGUGAAUAUGCACCGGGUUUAGAAGACACACUCAUCUUGACGAUGAAGGGUAUUGCUGCUGGAAUGCAGAACACUGGUUGAUCAUCUAACCAUUAUAUCACCACAUUUUUUAGUCUUUUUAACUCUUCCUAAUGUCCGUAAGGAAAUGUCCCGGCUACAGAUAGGUAUCUAUUGUAGCUGAGUUAUUUGGUUACCGGGUGGUGGC
Molecule: messenger RNA, 3062 nt
Organism: Erigeron canadensis
Lineage: Eukaryota; Viridiplantae; Streptophyta; Magnoliopsida; Asterales; Asteraceae
Product: phosphoenolpyruvate carboxylase 2-like
Exons: 10
Coding region: 35-2938 (967 amino acids)
Biological process (GO): tricarboxylic acid cycle; leaf development; carbon fixation
Cellular component (GO): apoplast; cytosol; chloroplast
Molecular function (GO): phosphoenolpyruvate carboxylase activity
Source: RefSeq, a predicted model, not a curated record